Molecule: messenger RNA, 588 nt
Organism: Colletotrichum lupini
Lineage: Eukaryota; Fungi; Ascomycota; Sordariomycetes; Glomerellales; Glomerellaceae
Exons: 2
Coding region: 1-588 (195 amino acids)
Source: RefSeq, a predicted model, not a curated record
AUGGCAGCCUCCAAUGUCCGUCCGCUGGCCAUAUUCACCGGCUACAUGGUCCUAGCCGCCGUGCUCACUGCAAAGUCUAUCGGUAUUAUUCGCAAUCAAUGGCGCGCCUCGCUUUCGCGAAAUGGGGCAGUCGCUGCGCCAGCCCACCGUCGCGCUCUUGUUGUGUUCAGCGCGCUCGCGGCCUUGAGCCUCGCAACGACCUGGUAUCACAUGUCUCGCUUCUUCGAGUGGUCAUAUGGCCAAUGGAUAACGACACAAGCAUUGGCUAGCCUCGACUCCACCGAACUGAGGCUCGGCGAGUGGCUGCACGACACCUCUCUAUUCAAGCAAGCUUGGGCGUCAACCCUUGAGACUGGCCCGAGGGCCUGGUGGUCGUUGCAAAUAUUUGGGUUUUGCGCUAACUGGAACGCCAUACUUGCGGCUCAAGGUGCAUCAUUAGCUCAGAGAAGAUGUAACUCACAUGCUUGGAUAUUCGUACUGCUUGGUCAAGUUGUUGCUAUCUCCUUUGCGGCAAAUUUGUCUUUCCUCGCAAUACUUUGCAGCGAAAUCCCAGAACGAACAAUCAAUGACGGGAAAAGGUAUGGCUAG